AUGGAAGGUUUGUUUAUUCGGGUUGUGUCGGGUAGCCCUAGGCAGAGACAUUCGGAUGUUGAAAAUACAACACCCGAGUACACCAUCCUAUGUGCUCAGACGCCAAAUGCAGCGGAUCGCAUCACGCAACUGAUGAACCGCUUCCGAACGUCUACCGAGGCAAGCUCUACUCAAACCAUGAUCUACCUCCUUCAGACGUGUGUUGGGACAGAUGUACCACCCGACGAGGUGGAGAACAUAGUGGAGACAUUGGUAGGGUUCGCAAACGAGCAUCCGAUGUGGACAGACACCAUCCAGUGGAUCUGCGCCUUUGUACACUAUUACUGCACCGACGAGUUCACCGUUUCUCUGUUUUCUGAAUUUGAAGUGCCUUCCGUCGCGGUUCGAGCACUGAAGGAGGCACCACAAAACAGCCAUCUCGUACUUGCUGGAUGUACCCUGUUGUCGCACUUCAACCUAUAUCCUAUUGGAGACGGAAUAUCUCAGCUGACGCGCGCUCUCUCUAUGCACAGCAAGGAUCCCUUGGUAUGUAAAGCGGCGUGCCGUGCUCUCGCUGAGUUUACAUCGUACGUUGUUGAGGCUCCGAAUCUUUAUGUCACGGCGAAUAAGGAAUUUGUUGGGGCGGGUGGCAUUGACGUUCUCGAAAGUGUAUUGCAUGAACAAAUAGGCGACGAGGAGACAACUCGAUACGUGGCUCGAAUUGCCGCUAACGCCAUAGGUUCAGGGGAGCCGAAUACUUUGGAGCCGGAUUUCAAGGUUGUAAUGUAUUUGGCGGAGGCACUCGAACGAUAUUCCGAUUCAGAGCAGCUCUGUAGCUGUACUCUGCGUGUCUUUAGCGUUUUUCCGUCUUCACCGUAUGUUGACAUGAACGCUAUAGCAUCGUUAUUUAAAAACACCGAGUCGGAGGCAGUUGCUAUAGAAGCUAUUCACUUCCUAUGCAGUGUGGCGAUGAGUGUGAAGACUCUGAAGCAGCUAAUUCAUACAACUGGUUGCGUGCAGCGGGUGCUGGAGGUUAUGCGGAAGUAUGCGGGAAAUGCUUCGAUACAGGAGUACGCCUGUAGUCUGCUAUCAUACCUUUCUUUUGACUCCGAGACGAUAACCUCUUUCAUAACGGAUGCGAAUGGCAUCAUUCUCGUCCUUGCAGCAAUGCGAAACUUUCCUGAGUCAGAGGACUUGCUUGUUUCUGCUUGCGCUGCUCUAAGUGGCUUGACGUUUAACAAUCUCAAGGGCCAAGAGGUUAUCGUCUCGGAAAAGGGCGUUGCUCUGAUUCUGGAGGCGAUGGGCCGCGGGAAAAGUGCUCGACUACAAGACAACGGCUGCCUGGCGCUUGGGACCAUGUGCUGGAACAGUGAUUUGAAGGCCGACGUGAUACGCUACGGCGGCGUGCAGAUGAUCAUGAGGGCACUGGCGGCGCAUUACACAAACGCUGGUCUUGUAAAAAAUGCAUGUCGUGCUUUGGCGCAAGUUGCUUUUAACUGCGAGGCCUACCGUGAUGACAUGCACGCAAGCGGAGUUAUACCACUGAUUAUGAAGGGAAUGGCUGAGCACCCGAACUAUGACCGUGUGCAAAUGCACGGUUGUGUGGCUUUGUCUUACCUUUCCUGGAAUAAUGAGCAGAAUUCUGCGCAGAUAAUAUCGAACAACGGUUAUGCUGUUAUCAUUAACGCGAUGCGAAACCAUGCACAUAAUGCUGAAGUUCAGGAGCAUGCUUCGCGUGCUCUCGCAAACAUUGGGGGAGUCCGCUCGGAUGAGCUCACACCAGCAUUGGAGUUAAUAAUUGGGGCUAUGCGGCGUCAUGAACAUGUGAGUGAGGUUCAGGAGGAAACUUGUCGUGCCAUAGUCACCCUCUCACUAAUUUCGACGUCUUACAAAGAUAAACUGUUUGAGCUUGGUGCUGCCGAAUGUGUUGUGACUGCUAUGCACAACUUUCCAUCUACCCAAGUGGUGCAGCAGGAAGCAUGCAACGCGUUGGCUCACCUUGCAUACGAACACGCCAAUCUUAACCGAGCAGUGACAGAACUCAGUGGAGUGGAGGUACUUUUGAGAGCGAUGAAGACGUACGUAAAUGUGCCAAAAAUACAACUAAAUGCGUGUGGAGGCCUUAGCGCCCUAGCUUUUGACAACACCAUAGCACAGAAGCAGAUCUACGACCUUGGGGGUGUAGCGUGUAUCAUACGAGCCAUGGAGAACUUCGAGCGGCUGCGCAUGCUGGAGUUGGGUUGUUCUGUGCUCGGGACGCUUGCAUGGAACUCUGAGAUAAAGGAAAGCGUUGCCGUGGUGGCAAUCCCUGAAAUUCUGAAGGCUAUGCGAGUGCAUCACGACAGCCCACUACUCCAAAAAUCUACGUGCCGUGCAAUUUCCCAGUUCGCGUUUAACUCGGAGAGUAAUCGUAAACUACUGGCCGAAUCUGGCGCCAUACCGUUAAUCGUCCUUGCCAUGCGCACACACGUUACCACAGACAAGCUUCUCGUGCACGGAAUAAAGGCUUUGACAUAUCUCUGUUGGGAGAAUUCCCAGGUCGCAGAGGCUAUCAUUAGUGAGGGUAUCGAAGAGGUUCUCCAACACGUUAUUGACACAUAUCCGGCGUCUACACGGGUUUAUGGUGAAGCUGCCCAUCUAUCCAAGAUUCUUUUCCGCAAAGUUACGGGCAGCCCAAACCCGAGUGUACGCGUCUAUUCCCCACCGGUAUUCUCGCCUGUUUCCGUGUCACAGACCCCGGGGUCUGCCGUCACUCGCACAGAUACCGCCAUGUUGCUGAGCCCACCCUUGCGGGACGCGUCCGAUGUUGGGCAUUUUUACGGUCGCCACUCAGAUACAGGCCGAAAGGAUGAUUGGCAUCCCGCUGAAUAUCAGAAGUCUCCGAAACUAGAGCACCAGCAACAAAGACAGCAACAUCAACGAAACAACCGUGGGGAUAAGGAGACACAGGGACCCGGUGAGACGAGGGGUGAAAUUGACGGAGCGGGUCGCAGGCGCCGCAACCGGCGUCGAGGAGGAGGAGGAGGAGGAGGGGGGGGCGGUGGCCGCUUUGACAGACCCCCCAAUCAGUGCGAACCCCCAGGCGCACUCGUUCGUGAUUCCCCCGAACGUCGCACCGAAGUUCACAAUACCUGGUCCCCGCGACGGGACGGUGGGUCUUCUCGUCCGCUGUCUCCUGACGACCUAUGGGAUGACCCCCACCCGAGCACAUACCAUGGGAAUCGUGAGCUCGGGAAUCUCAGCUGGCAGCAGGUGCAGCUUACUCGUCAACAGGAGGAGCGACACGUGACUUCAGGCGAUAGGUCAUAUCGUGGAGGGGGAGGUGGGGGACGGGGUGGAAGAAGGUAUCCAAACCCGCGAGGUAAUGCCCCUACUCGUGGACGUGGUGAUAGUAGAAGGUGCCAGUAA
This is a messenger RNA of Trypanosoma brucei brucei TREU927, 3387 nucleotides long. RefSeq lists its product as hypothetical. Lineage: Eukaryota; Euglenozoa; Kinetoplastea; Trypanosomatida; Trypanosomatidae. Gene Ontology annotation, molecular function: protein binding. The record is from RefSeq and is a predicted model, not a curated record. The coding region runs from base 1 to 3387 and encodes 1128 amino acids. The transcript has a single exon.